GUUCAUACCUAGUAGAGUGAAAGACUAUCACUUAAUCGUUGAUAUGAGAGAUUGGUACCACUUGCAGACUAUCAGGGAGCGACAUCCGUGUCUGAGUCACGUGGUUAGAAACCCCUGCAAAGAAUGGAUGCCCCUGAGUCAUGCGUGAUGAAUCACGACCAGAGAAUGACCUGUGAAUCUGGGGUGUUACGGAGUAUCCUUAUUCCGCUCCGGCCACGUCUGCGGCUUACAUUCACCCAAGUUCGUCUCUCAUGACAAAAUGAACAGCAUCACAGACUCACAGUGUCCUUUCGCCCAAUGCCCCCUGACAUCUCAGUUCCUGGCAAGUGAUGAUGCAGCAAGUAGCCUGCGACACAUUCCGAAAGGAUGCGAAAAGUACUACUUCUCGUCUUCAUCCAUGGCUUCAAGGGUGGCGAUGAUACCUUUGGGGCGUUUCCUGAACAUCUCCGAGCUCUUGUUAGCCAUGCGCUGCCAAAGAUCGACGUUUUCGCCGUCACCUACCCCAAGUUUGAAACCCGCGGUGAAUUGAAAGACUGCGUCGAGCGAUUUCACGAAUGGUACGUUCUGGGUUAUUGGCUUAUCGACAAGAUCAUAAUGGAAUCUCUUCUAAUUGACCGAUUCAUCCGCCAGGCUGCAGAACAAAGUCAUUGACCUCGAGGUCGAACGCAUGACACCAUCGCCCACUGUCGACCCAGCUGUCCAUGUCAUGCUGGUCGGCCACUCCAUGGGUGGCAUAGUCGCAGCCGAGACCUUUCUUACCCUCGCAAAUGAACAACCCAUUCCUCCGCAACACUCACGACAGAACCCCGAGAGACCAAAUUACCCAUCUAACACCACCCUGAACUCCUCCACUUCAACCUCACAUCCGAACAAUGCGGUCGACAACGACUCAGCCAGUCUUCCAUCGUUCAUGUUCCCACAUAUCCAAGGGAUUCUCGCCUUUGACACUCCAUACCUCGGGCUCGCUCCGGGCAUGGUUGCUCACGGCUUAGAAGGCGGACAUAAAGUCGUGGCCAAUGCCUACAACACAUACUCAGAUGUCGCCAACAUGUUUGGCUGGGGAUCCAAGUCGGAGCCAGGCUUGAAUGCAGCCACCUCUGCUUCGACCAGGAAAGCAGUUGGUGCGUUGCCGGCCCCGGCGACAUCGUCGACCGCAGAUGCGGCGGCAGCUCCCAAGUGGCAGUCGUGGGGUAAGUACGCCAUGUUUGCUGGUGCUGCAGGUGCAGUCGUUGCUGGUGGCGCGGCUGCAUUGUAUUCGCAGCGGGAAAAAUUAAGUGCCGGAUGGCAAUGGGCUGGGGAUCAUCUCUUGUUCGUUGGCGAAUUGUUCAAGCCAGAGUUCCUCCGCCGCCGGGUCGAUAAUGUCGAAGCGGCUUGUCGAGAGCGGGACGUCGGCUGGGCCAACUUUUACACCAAUCUCGGCAAAGGAGCGAGGGAUGGAUAUGGAAUCACAGCUAGCCUGGCGGGCAAGGAACGGACUUUUUGCAACUUGCCGGUACGUCUCAGCCAAGGAAACCAAAGACAGAGCGAGGACGACGAUGUGCAGGGUGGCGGAAUGCAAUGGAUCAAAGCCACCAACGACAAGGCCAAGGACGAGACGACAGGACACGUUUCCAUGUUUUUCCCACGAGACAAUCCAGGAUUCUACGCACUGGGUGACAAGGCCAAGGAAAAGCUGGCUUCAUGGGUCGAUCAGGGCUGGUAUCAAAGCAGCGAGGGACCGUCUCAUGAGACCAAAGACGAGGGUGCCACUCUGGGAGAAAUCGGAGAUGGCUGGGAGAAACCCGACUACGCGGAUGCAGAAAUCAAGGCCAAGGAGCGUGAGCGUGAUCAGACCGGUUAUUCCACCGGAUUCUAUGAGGAAAAUUUCAUGCCUAACGACUGGGAAGGAGUGGAAUCGCAGCGACGUGAUGACAAAGAUCUCACGGAAGAUGGAUUCCGGAUGAGAGACGAUGACGGUGACGAGGAUUUGGAAGACAGUGUGAUUGUGGAAAAGGCUGCAGAUGGUCAAGUCCCUCUGCCCAAGCCGAGAAACAACACGGGCUUGUGAAGCAUGGGAAUUCUGAGCGACAAUGGGGAAGACGGUGGUUUUUAGUCGACGAUUAUGAGUGACUCCAGCAUUCAGAAUGGAUGGGUGGAUGACUUCGAGCUCGAGCAACACGCGAGUCCGACGUCACUAGAAUUGAUGGGAUUCGGCAUACGUGGAUGGAUCUCUUCCACGCCAUGGGACAUGGACAUGACAUGAUAUUAAAGGCAGGACAGACAUGACAUGAAGUAAUGCAGCUUAUGACUUGCAAGAAAAGCAUUCCAAGUCAGCACGUAACGGUGAAGUGCGAUAAUAAAGGUGAAUCUGGAGUGGCGAUUGUAAUCGCCAAUCCAAUUCCCCCCUACAACCGCAACGACCAGUCCUGGAAUGAAAAGAGCAAAGAGUCAAAACUUCCUCUUCUGAUUUCUGAAUUCUUGAGUUCUGAACCAGCCAAACGAACUACCUAUCCCGUCCCACUCGUCUCCUCCAAUCCCGCACCAUGAGGCAAUCUAUUCUGACCAUCUGCCUGCAUACCUUCGCACCCCGUGAUAGAUCCAGCGGCACUUUCGACUGUUCCCAACAGACUCGAUUUGGUAGGGGGACCA
This is a messenger RNA of Exophiala mesophila, 2628 nucleotides long. RefSeq lists its product as hypothetical. The record is from RefSeq and is a predicted model, not a curated record. The transcript is spliced from 2 exons. NCBI's taxonomy places the organism in Eukaryota, Fungi, Ascomycota, Eurotiomycetes, Chaetothyriales, Herpotrichiellaceae. The coding region runs from base 668 to 2047 and encodes 459 amino acids.